AUGCGAGAUGUUGAUUGGAAUGACAAAUCUAACAAUUCUGCUCGCAGAUCUAAUGACUCGAUCUGGCUUAAUUUCCCUGUCAUUCUAGAGGGUCCUUAUAUUUCUAGUAAAGUUGACUAUGGUUCCGAUAUUCCUCUUCCCGAAAAGUUUUCUUCUUACCAACCUUGGAAGUUUGCACUUUCCGAAGCUGAGACAAAGAAACUGGCUGCUAAGUGGGCCACGACUUCACACAAUGCAUCAUCUUCGCAAAAUAAUAAAGUGAAAUCUUUGGGUGAUAAGACUUCAAGUAAAGGUAAGAAUAUUCCUAAAAGGCCUACGUCUAAAUCUUCAUUAAAAACGACAUCUACAAUGGAUGAUCUCUCUAGGAAGCGUAAAAGAUAUGAUUCUUCUUCAAGUUUGGAGUCUAGUGAGGAUGACAUCCUUGCUUCUGAGGAUUCAUCAGUUCCCUCUUCUUUGAGAGAGUUGUCCAAUCUUUUUGUUGGAGAUCUUUUGACUGCUAUUGAUAAUGAAGAAUUAAAUCGUGCCUUUGGAAUGGUCUCUAAAAUAUGUGAUGCUCCUACUUUAGAUGAUUCAUCUCUUCGUGGAGAUGCCUCUGCGAUAAAUCUGAACCUCCAAUUCACAAUCGGCUCUUUGGAAGCCCGUUUAUCUUAUGUAAUCUCCUUAAACUACCAAAGGAGACUUACUAAACUUGAGAAAGAAAAUGCCAAGCUUAAAACUGAGAAUUCAACCAAUUCUAAUUUGAUUCGCAGAGCCCGAGAAAGAAAUGAUGAACUCAUUGACCUGUAUAACCUUUCGGAUGAGGCUGUCAAUCUUCCUGAUGGUGAAACACUUUUAGAACACCAUAAUUCUUCUUUAAAUAACAAUCCCAACCAAGGAUUUGAAAAUCUGAAUUUGGAAAAAUUAAGAUUGAAAUAUGCUGCUCUUAGAAAAAGCCAUAGAUCUUUAUUGACUACAUUUAAUAACUUUAAACAUCGUCUUCAUGAGAGCCAAGAACAAAUUCACGUUUUGGAAACAAAGAAGAAUAAGCUUAUUGAUGAGAAAGAUGAGAUUGCUCUUAAGGGUGCGAAAGCACUAGAAAAAUUCCAAGAAUCCAUUGUUGAGGUUCAAAAAGAACGUGAUUUAGCUUUGAGUGAAAAGAACAUACUUGUCGAAGAAAGAAAUUUAAUUCUCUCUCAGCUUCUUAUAGAAAGCGAAGCUGAAUUUAGUUGGGCUGCUAGGGUUCUGAAUGAUGCUAGAGAGGGUUUGGCUAUAAACGUGAGUCUUCAGGAUGAAUAUUCCGCAUUGGUUAAAGACAUUGUUUCCAAUUAUGAAGAUAAGGAGAAGAAUUAUCUUCAGAAAAUUGAAGAAUUAGAAACUCGCUUAGCUUCUGAAGAAAAAGAUUUAUCUGCUCGCAACUCUAAGUAUCAGCAAUUGAAGAAGAACUUCAUCAUCAUGAUUUCAAACAAUAGCAAUGAUGUUAAUCGUGCUCGCGAAGCUGCUGUUAAGAAAGUCUGCGUUGAGAAUAACAUCCCUCUUACAAAGUAUAAAUUUCCAGAAAUCCCUGAUAAUGAACAUAUUUCUGAUAUUCCAGACAGUGAGGGAGAAGAUGAAGAAUCUGAAGAAAAAAUAAGUGGUUCUGAGGCUAAGCGAGAUGAAGAUUAA
Messenger RNA from Papaver somniferum (opium poppy), 1641 nucleotides. RefSeq lists its product as uncharacterized. Lineage: Eukaryota; Viridiplantae; Streptophyta; Magnoliopsida; Ranunculales; Papaveraceae. The transcript is spliced from 6 exons. The record is from RefSeq and is a predicted model, not a curated record. The coding region runs from base 1 to 1641 and encodes 546 amino acids.